Bactrocera tryoni is the source of this 705-nucleotide messenger RNA. RefSeq lists its product as uncharacterized. Gene Ontology annotation, molecular function: chitin binding. Gene Ontology annotation, cellular component: extracellular region. Bases 1 to 705 code for a protein of 234 amino acids. The record is from RefSeq and is a predicted model, not a curated record. Lineage: Eukaryota; Metazoa; Arthropoda; Insecta; Diptera; Tephritidae. The transcript is spliced from 4 exons.
AUGACAUUCGCUAUGGUAACAAUCUGCAUAUACUUCUUCAUCGACUCAACAAGCGCUGCGUGCAACGUCUGUCAGGAUAAUCAAGUCGCAUGCAUCAAUUCAACAUCUUUCUAUCUCUGCUUUGGGGAUAGUAAUCCCAAUAUGGACGUGCUGUAUCACUGCAAGGAGGGCUUCGAGUGUACCGAAUAUAACGCCAUCUGUCUGCAAGCGAGUGCAACACGUGCGCCCAGUUGUGGUUCCACAUCACUUUGUGGACAAUGCACGGCUCAGGCUAAUGCGCUCUUCGCAUGCUUAAGUCGCACCACAUUCCAAAUGUGCUAUGGCGCUGCGCAUCCCACCGGUCAGGUGGGUUAUUGCCCCAGUGGAUUUGUUUGUGACGCAACGAGUGAUGCGGUCUGUGUUAGUACCGCCGGUACAUAUACUGUUACCUGUGAUGUCGUCGAUUCUUCUACUGAUACGACAACAGCCACUACACCCACUACGGAAAGUACAACCCCAACUAGUACAUAUCCAUUGACGCCGAAUGAAGUUUGUGCCCAACAAACACGGAGUGGUCUCUAUCCGACCAUACCAAACGAUCCCUAUUGCAAAAUGUAUAUAUACUGUCGGAAUGCGAAAGGAGUUGAAUACUCGUGCCCUGCGAAUACAUACUUCAGCAUAGAAUCUAAAGCUUGCACUAUUUAUAAGCCAACAUACUGUACUUGA